This is a messenger RNA of Oreochromis niloticus (Nile tilapia), 7697 nucleotides long. RefSeq lists its product as uncharacterized. Gene Ontology annotation, biological process: DNA integration. The transcript is spliced from 2 exons. Bases 766 to 6816 code for a protein of 2016 amino acids. Gene Ontology annotation, molecular function: nucleic acid binding; zinc ion binding. The record is from RefSeq and is a predicted model, not a curated record. Lineage: Eukaryota; Metazoa; Chordata; Actinopteri; Cichliformes; Cichlidae.
UCGCAUUGAAAUGUAAUUAUUAUGUGAUUGCAAUGUUCAAAAGUUUGGUGUUUAAUCUGUAUUUGUGUUGUGUUGUCGCCACCUACUGGUGGACCUGAGUGUGGCGCUUUGUGGUGCGCAUGCUUUGGGGUGAUGCUCAAUUAAGCGCACACGUCACCAGAGACUGAAGGCUCGAGCCAGAAAGAGAACGCUGGCUUGUGCAAAGGUGGAAAUAUAGAAGAUAUGGACUACAAUUGCUCAUUGAAUGUUCAGUAGAAAGGCGCACACGUAUGUUGGUGCAUUUACUUUGUGUGUAUGUUUUAUUUGAAUUUGAAUUUUUGUUCUGCUGAUGUAAUAUCCGUGUUUUUCAUUGAUCAUUUCACCAUAGUUUUUCACGGUGUUUGCUGGUGAAAAGAAGAUUAAAAUACUGGCUAAACAUCAGUUGGAGCAUGGCCCUUUAUUCUACUUCGAACAUGAAAAACCUUCAGGAGCAGUUACAGUGAAAAACGUGGCCUGUUAUGGAGUGAGCAGCCAGAGCCCUGCACGCCAUGCUUCCAAGAAGACAGCCCACGUGGAAGAGUAGACUGUGAGUUCUUACAUCAGAGAAACGUUUGAACUGCAUAAAGAGAUCUAAGAAAAGGCCAAAAAGAAAAUUGUAUGGUGUAGAUAUUGUACAUUUGUUCAUUUAUUGAAAGUGUAUUACUGUGCUAAUGUUUAAUAUUUAAGGUAGUGUACUCUAGUUAAGUUUCCUUUUAUUGUUCUAAGUUGUUGGUUCAAAACAUUGUAAUGGAGCAGAGUACACAAGAAACUUAUAGCCUUGAGCAAAUACUUAUAGCCUUAGAAGAAGAAAAGGCACAGUUAGAAAAGAAAUUAGAAACUGAACUUGAAGAUGCAGAAAGAGAAGAAAUUGAAGCACGCAUAGGAGAAAUUCAUGGAGACCUUGAAAUACACAAAAUAGGGCUGCCUCAGCCAUCAUCUCAACCUGAUGCAGAGGUGAGACGAACAGACCGUCAAAGGCAACUAACAGAAAAAAUGCGUGAGUUUAAACAGACAGAGAUAACAAGCAAAGAAAGAAAGUUUAUGUCAACAUAUUUAAACUUUAAGGCAGAAAUUCAGCUCACUAGGUCCAAACUUAAAGAAGAAUGUUCUAAAGCAGAAUUAGCUGAAAUGAUCAAGUCAGUAGAAAAAUGUGAGUUGGACCUACAGCAAGAUUAUGUGGCUUUACGUGCACUGACUACACCAUCUCAAGAUAUGAGAAGAAAGAUGGAUAGCUGUACUUCAGUUUCUGCUGAGAUGAUGAUACUUCUGAAAAGGCGUUAUGCAGAUGUUGACAAGGAGUUUGAUGCAUUAGCUGUAAAAGAAUCACUCCUUCAAUUACUCCAAAGAGAAGGUGCAGAAUCAAUUUAUGGCUCAACUGUGUCUAGAGCUGGAAUAAAUAGCCAGCACAGCCAUAGUCAGCAAGGAAGUCAUGUAUCUGCAAGGAAAGCAGAAGCAGCAGCACGACUGGCAUCAAAGCAAGCUGAAAUAAACAGAGAAAUGGAAAUAUCUGCUCGGAGAAAGGAGAUAUUAGCUCAACAAGAGCAACUGAAAAUGUUGGAAAAUCAAAGAGAUCUUGAGGUCAUUCAGGCAGAAUACAAUGUAUAUGCUGAAGAGGAAUCAAAAAUGAAUGCUGAAAUAAGAAAUUGUGAAGUAAGGAGUACUUUGUCUUUCAGUCAGCUUCCUAAACCACUUAGCAGUCCUCCAUGCACCCAAGUUCCUCAGAGCACUGCACCUCCUCACUCUGAAGGUAAAUUCAUUCAGACCUCACAAAGUGUUCACGCCCCUCACUGUGAUACUCAAGUGGGUCCAAAAGAAAGUGAGCUCUCUCUGGUGCAGGCAUUAAAAGAGUCCUUAGCAAUGUCUAGACUUCCAGUACCAGAGCCUUUUACAUUUACAGGAGACCCACUGAAAUUUGUUGAGUGGAGCACUUGCUUUAAGGCGCUUGUCGAGACAAGCUGCACAGAUUCAGCCCAUAAGCUGUUCUACUUGAAGAAGUACAUUGGUGGAGAAGCUCUCUGUGUUUUAGAAGGGACAUUUUAUCGAAGUGACGAGGAAGCUUACAAACAAGCUUGGGAUGCUCUGAAAAAACGCUAUGGACACCCAUUUGUAGUUCAAAGAGCCUUUAGGGGAAAACUAAGCAGUUGGCCAAAGAUUGGACCAAAGGAGUCACUUAAAUUAAGAGAGUUUAGUGAUUUCCUCAUUUCUUGCAAGAAUGCUAUGCCCCACGUCCAAGGCCUCAAGGUUUUAGAUGACUGUGAAGAAAAUCAAAAAAUAUUGCUGAAACUUCCUGAUUGGGCCACAACCCGCUGGAAUCGUUAUGUCACAAAAUUACUGGAUGAAGAAAAGGCAUAUCCAGGGUUUGCAGAAUUUGCAGACUUUGUGGCUGAAGAGGCGCGUAUAGCAUGUAAUCCAGUUUCUUCUCUGUUUGCCUUAAAAAACACAUUUGAAAAACCUGAGAAAGAACAAAAACGUCUGAAGGCCAGUGUCCUGGUGACAUCAGCAAAUGUGUCUAAGGAUGUGAAGAACACUACUACAGUUCAGAGCAACAGAAAAUCAAAGCCCAACCUUCCCUCAACUCAGAACAAAAGGCAACUUGAGUGUAUCUGCUGCAAGCAAAAUCAUUUUAUCUAUAAAUGUGCAAAGUUUACAGCAAUGCCGCUUGAAGAAAAGAAACAGUUCAUUAGGGACAACAAUAUGUGCUUUGCUUGUCUGCGAGUCGGUCACAUUUCCAAAAACUGUCGACAGAGAGCAACAUGUAAUGUCUGCAGACGAAGCCACCCUUCUCCUCUCCAUGAAGAUCCUCCACUGGGAGACGAACCUGAAACACCAUCAGAAGAAGAGAAUGCAGCCACCGUAUCGUGCAGUGUGAGAGUGGGCAACAAUGAUUGCACUUCAAUGAUCGUUCCAGUGUGGCUUUCUUCAUCAGCGAAGAAUCAAGAGACAUUGGUUUAUGCUCUGCUAGACACCCAAAGCAGCAACACAUUUAUUGACCAAGAUAUUUGUGAAAAGAUACAGGCAAGCAGGGAACCAGUGAAGCUAAAGCUGACAACAAUGACUGACAGGUGUUCGAUUGUACCUAGUCAAAGAGUAGAUGGACUGAGGGUAAGAGGGUACAACUCAGAAAAGUACAUUGACUUGCCACCAACUUACACUCAAGAGUACAUUCCAUUGGAGAAACACAGUAUUCCAACUCGAGAGACAGCAAAAAAGUGGCCCCAUCUACUCAGCAUUGCAAAUGAAAUGCCAGAUCUCUUGGACUGUCCUAUAGCUCUUCUCAUUGGUUACGACUGUGCAAGAGCUCUAAAACCAAGGGAAGUCAUACCAGGAAAUGAUUAUGAUCCCUAUGCAAUAAAAACAGACUUAGGGUGGAGUAUCGUGGGAGCCAUUAAGCCAUGGAAAAGUUCGAUGGAAGCAGCAGGGAUCUGUCAUCGUGUCACAGUAAAGGAGCUGCCAUCUGUCACACCUGCUUCUGUGAUUAAAGCACUUGAAAAUGACUUUCUGGACACAAACCAUAAAGAAGGGAGUGCAUCUCAAGAGGACAUUCAGUUUCUAGAGAUGCUGAAUGAGAACAUUCACUACAAUGAGGAAGGCCAUUUAGAAAUGCCUCUGCCUUUUAGAGAACGCCCACAGCUUCCAAAUAACAAGCAGCUUGCAAUGUUUCGCUUGAAACGUUUAAAAGGAAAAAUGGAUAAGAACCCAAAGUACAAGGAAGACUACAUACAGUUCAUGAAUAGUGUCUUUAAAGAUGGUGAUGCAGAGGAAGCAGAUGGCACAUCAACAGGUAGUAACACAUGGUACAUUCCGCACCAUGGCGUGUAUCAUCCCAGGAAGCCGGAGAAAAUUCGAGUGGUUUUCGACUGCUCUGCUAAACACGAAGGCAUCUCUUUAAAUGACCACCUACUCACAGGCCCAGACUUGAUUAAUGCUCUGGCAGGGGUUUUGUGCAGAUUUCGAGAGCAUCAAAUAGCAAUUAUGUGCGAUGUGGAAAAAAUGUUUCAUCGCUUCCAUGUCAACCCAGAGGAUCGAGACUUCUUAAGGUUUCUGUGGUGGAAGGACGGGAAUACAGAUACUGAGCCUAAGGAGUAUCGCAUGCGAGUACACAUUUUCGGAGCGGCAUCAUCACCGGGAUGUGCUAACUAUGGCAUGAAGUAUCUCGCCAGGGAACAAGAGAAGGACUACCCACUAGCAGCCAGAUUCAUUCACAAAAACUUUUAUGUGGAUGACGGGCUAAUCAGCAUUGAUUCAGUCAGGGAAGCCAAGCAGCUGGUCUGUGAAGCACAAGAGGUCUGUGCAAAAGCGAAACUGCGCUUGCACAAAUUUGCAUGCAAUAAUAAGGAGGUCAUGAGCAUUAUCCCAGAAACAGAAAGAGCCAGCAAUACCAAAGAUGUAAACCUGAACUACUCUGUAAUUCAAAUGCAAAGUGUGCUGGGAGUAAAGUGGAACAUAGAGGCUGACGUGUUCUCAUUCAGUGUAGCCCUCAAAGAAAGGCCAGCCACACGCCGAGGAAUUCUAGCAACAGUUGCUAGUGUGUAUGACCCGUUAGGAUUUCUCUCACCCUACAUUUUGACAGGGAAACAAGUACUCCAGGAAAUGUGCAAACGCGGAGUGGGAUGGGAUGAACCUAUUCCCCCGGCACUAGAGACCAAAUGGAAAGCAUGGCUCGGUGACUUGGAGAAUCUGAAAAGGAUUGAAAUACCAAGAUGCCUUGUUCCUGAGAACUUCGGCAAGGUCAAAAAAAUUGAGCUGCAUCAUUUUUCGGAUGCCAGCAGCUGUGGCUAUGGACAAUGUUCAUACAUCAGGAUUGUUGCUGAUAAGAACGUGCAUUGUGCACUGGUCAUGGGUAAAGCCAGAGUGGCACCCACAAGAAUAAUCACUAUCCCACGCCUUGAGCUCACUGCAGCUGCAGUUUCUGCAGCUGUAAGUAACUUCCUCAGGUCAGAGCUCGAGCGGAAAAUUGACGAGGAGUUUUUCUGGACAGAUUCUAAAGUGACGCUUGGAUACAUAAAAAAUGAUGCUCGUCGCUUUCAUGUCUUUGUGGCAAAUCGAGUUCAGAAAAUAAGAGACUCUACUGAUCCAAAGCAAUGGCUUUACAUUGAAUCUGAUCAAAAUCCAGCUGAUCACGCGUCUAGGGGCCUCAAGGUGGCAGAUCUGCUAAGCUCGAAUUGGCUCACUGGACCUAAAUUCCUAUGGGAAAGGGAAAUUGUCACAAACCAACAUUCCCCUGAUCUUCUUGUUGGGGACCCAGAAGUAAAGGUCCUGAAGACAAAUGCCCUUGAAGAAAACAGCUUUCUUGAGAGGUUCUCAAGAUUUUCCAAUUGGGAUACAGCUCUUAACGUUGUGGUAAGAAUUAAAAGACUUGCACGGAGAGAUAAGUCAGGACCCAUUAGUGUAGAAGAAAGACAAAUGGCUGCUUUUGUACUCUUCCAGGCAGCACAGAGGGAAGCCUUUAAAGAAGAGCUCAAAUGGUUCAGUCAAAACUCAGCUGGACUACCAAAAACUCAUAAAAUGUAUCAACUCGAUCCUAUUUUGGUAGACAACUUGCUUAGGGUUGGAGGAAGGUUGAGAAAGUCCUCAGCAUCAUUUGCAUUGAAUCAUCCAGUAAUCCUUCCAAAGGAAGGCAUUGUCACACAACUCGUUCUUGACCACUGUCACAAGAAAACGCAACACCAAGGCCGAGGCCAAACUCUGAACAAACUCAGGGAAAGUGGCUAUUGGAUCAUAGGUGGCAGUAAGGUAGUGGCCAAAUACAUUAAAGGGUGUGUCAAUUGUAGAAAAGUGCGUGGGCCAGCUGAAGAACAACGCAUGGCUGACUUGCCAUUUGACAGAGUGGAUCCUUCGCCCCCAUUCACCUACACUGGAGUUGAUGUUUUCGGCCCCUUCUAUACGAAACAAGGUCGAAGGGAAUGGAAGAGGUAUGGCCUGUUGUUUACGUGUUUAAGCUCGAGAGCCGCACACAUUGAGAUGUUGGAAGAUCUCUCCACUGACGCAUUUAUAAACGCUUUAAGAUGCUUCAUAGCAAUCAGAGGCACAGUCAGACAGAUUCGUUCUGACCAAGGGACAAAUUUUGUCGGAGCUAAGAACGAGUUCAAGAAGGGUCUAUUGGAAUUAGACAAGGAGAUGAUUUCUACUUAUCUAGCUAAAAACCAGUGUGACUUUCAAAUGAAUGUUCCUGAAGCUAGUCACAGAGGAGGCGUUUGGGAACGACAGGUUCGCACUGUUAGGAAUGUCAUGAGUUCUGUCCUAGCCCAAGCUACAGGAAGGUUAGAUGACACCUCAUUGAGAACUUUCUUCUACGAGGCCAUGUCAAUUUUGAACCAUCGUCCACUCACUACUGAUACGAUCAACGACCCCAACAGUGCUGAGCCUUUGACGCCUAAUCAUUUGCUCACAAUGAAAGAGUCUGUGCCACUUCCGCCUCCUGGUAGAUUUGUAAGAGAAGAUUUGUACGCCAGGAAGAGGUGGCGGAGGGUGCAAUAUUUAACAGAGUUGUUCUGGAGCAGGUGGCGCAAGGAAUACCUAACCAGCAUUAGUUUAAGACAACGAUGGCAUUCUCCUAAACAAAAUGUACAGGUUGGAGAUGUAGUGAUUUUAAAGGAGGACAAUAUUCCAAGAAAUGAGUGGAAAUUGGGAAGGGUGGUUGAAGCCAAUGAAGAUGAUGAUGGUUUAGUGCGGAAGGUUAAGAUCCAAAUAGGGCAAAAGGAGCUGGGAAAGAAAGGUGAACGUUUGAAACAAGUCUCUUUUCUUGAAAGACCAGUUCAGAAACUAGUGGUACUAGUUAAAGGGUCUAAACUACAGUGAAGUAGUACAAGGGUUAAGAACACAAGCACAAUAUGUGAUCUAUAAGUUUAUUUAAGAAGUGAUUUUUUGUAACAUAAGUUGAUGUUUGAUCGUCAAAAUAUUAAAAAUUACAGGAUUUAAUUUUGUUUAACUCAUGUAAAUAGAAAUCCUUUGUAAUUUUGGUGGCAGUGUAGCUGUCGCAUUGAAAUGUAAUUAUUAUGUGAUUGCAAUGUUCAAAAGUUUGGUGUUUAAUCUGUAUUUGUGUUGUGUUGUCGCCACCUACUGGUGGACCUGAGUGUGGCGCUUUGUGGUGCGCAUGCUUUGGGGUGAUGCUCAAUUAAGCGCACACGUCACCAGAGACUGAAGGCUCGAGCCAGAAAGAGAACGCUGGCUUGUGCAAAGGUGGAAAUAUAGAAGAUAUGGACUACAAUUGCUCAUUGAAUGUUCAGUAGAAAGGCGCACACGUUUUUCACGGUGUUUGCUGGUGAAAAGAAGAUUAAAAUACUGGCUAAACAUCAGUUGGAGCAUGGCCCUUUAUUCUACUUCGAACAUGAAAAACCUUCAGGAGCAGUUACAUUCCUGAUGUUGCUGUCAUUCGGUAUCACUAUGUCUAUCACUACGGCCGUCUGCUGCUUCUGCUUGUCUUCCACUACUAUGUCCGGUUGGUUAGCUGCCACCAGUUUGUCUGUCUGUAUCUGGAGAAAUCUCUAAAUCUCUGACAUUUAUAUCUGUGGGCUUUGCAUCUCCCAGGACUUGGUUACCUCCUCUCUGCCCUUUGGUGUGUUUUAAAUCAGUCUUUGUUUUUGCUCCUUGUCAUUAGAAACCCUGUAGGGAGACUGUGGUCGCUUAAAUGUGACUUUUGCAUUUUACACUGGCUUGCAAAAGUAUUCAGCCCCCUUGAA